This is a messenger RNA of Amoebophrya sp. A120, 2804 nucleotides long. Lineage: Eukaryota; Dinophyceae; Syndiniales; Amoebophryaceae. The record is from the annotation of a GenBank genome assembly.
GUUCAAUUAGGAGGACAAGCAGAGGUGCUGAUAGGACAGUUGAGAUACCCAAAAGAAGUAGAUGUGCGCAUCUAUAUUUGCUGCUGUUCCCGAAACACCGAGCCCUAGCAAAAGUCCGUAACUACGCUUGGGACCGCACCGGGUCGCGAUAGACCUUGACCAAGAUGGGCCUUUCGUUAAAGGCGGUGGCACGCGUGCACUAUGUGGCGCUGUUUGCCUUCGCCGCCGUGGGGUUUUUCUACGCUUCCUGGAUGCAGAAGAAUCUGGGCUACCUCUUCGGAAUGGACCUGCAGGUGCCGCUGACAAGCAUCGCACUGAAGGCCAACACCUUGCUGCUGUGCAGUUUUGGGGCGCUUUUCGCCGCGGUGGCACAGUUUAAGGAGGAAGAGUCGCAGAAGAAAGUUCUGCAGUAUUCCAUGGCGGGCGAGUUAGUUGCGGUAAUUGCUUGUUUUGUGGUUUCUUUUCAAGUGAAUCAUGAAGUUGCGCAACUUCGCCUUUCUUGCAAAUAAACGAAGCCUGAGUUUAACAAUUUUCCCACAACUUGUCACACAGCUCGGCGUGCUUGCGUACAAGGGGUACGGAUUUCUGCCGACCCAGGCUUUGCAGAUUUGGGUGGCGGUGUUGCUCGUUUCCGUUGUGUUCACCUCCUGGUCCGUGUACAAGGAGCACAAGUACGUGGGCAAGCCGACGGACCUGGAGAAGAAUGAGACCAUCAGGUCAGCACUCCGCUGGGAGUACUCGCAGGCCGCCAUCUGGGGUCUGAUGUUCCUGACCUGCCCGUGGGUCACGCAGGACAGCUUCCUGCCCGGCAUCCCGAAGGGGAAAGGAAUAGACCUUUACAUGCUGCUCCGCGGCGCUUUGCUCAUCGGAAAAGCAACUCUCAUGGCCGGGGCCGCGCAGUGCGACGGUGGAGCGCAAAAACUCACGGCUCAGUACGGUAUUGACGGAGCGACGACAUGUCUCUAUUUUCUUUUUCGCUGAUUUGGUAUUUCUAUUUCAUUUCUUAGGCGACCCGAAAAUCGAAAAUCUUCGUCCUAUAAUGUCGUAUGGUCGUAUUCAUUUUUUCAAUUAUACACAUCAGCUCUUUUGGCGCGUCUGGUGGACUGGUUUUACUUCAGCGCGCUCCUGGCACCGGUGAUCGCGGGAAGCAGUGCUUCCGGGAUGUCUAAGCUGUACAUGUACAUCGCCUACGAAGCAGUGAACUCCCUUUACUUAACGCACGCUUGCUACCCGGCCAACACGCGCAAGUGGCUCUUCCGCCUCUCCUACUUCGCCUUCGCAUACCUUGUAUCAAGCGUAAAAAUGUCUGAGUCUGGAAGAAUCCGAACUUGUGAUGCUGCAUUUGGAUUCUAAAAAAAUUUGUAUUGCAUGACCAGCAAAGGGAAUGCAAUUUUGGCUACGCGGCGAGGGCAUUUGUCAUGCGGAAUACGUAUCACGAAGCCCUCAAAAAGUCUGUGAUGCUAGGGCAUGCAUCACAAACAUCGUGGCCCAUGCAAAACGCGCAUGACAAGUUUCAGAAUCUUCCAGACCCAGACAUUUUUACAUUUGAUACCUCGCCUACUUGCUGCUCGUCUUCCCGAAACUGGCCGUAUCAAGGGACAACUUGGAUUUUUCGCCUUUUUCUGUUGCGUGCUCCGAUGCGGGAUAUUGUUGCAGAAUUUUUCUUCGAUUCAGAAAUAAGUAGAGUAGGCACGAAAGAACUUCGAAGUAAACCUCUGUCGCUGUGCAGGAUAUUAGAAGAAAACUACUUACCCCGCCCUCAGGUUCCGGUGUUCCAGCUCCCCGAGCUGAGCAACGCGUACCACCUGGUAGGCGUCUUUGCUGCGUUGACCGCGUUGAUGUUUGCGGCCGUUUGCCAGCUCGACCACGACAGCCAAACUGCGUUUCUGGGCUACUCUUCCCUGGCCUACGUCACAGUGCUCGCCCUGGCACAAUACGGGUGAAUUCAAGAAUUUUUGUUUGUCAUGAUGAUGCAUGCCGGCAUGCCUUGGACAACGGCGUUGACGAGGACAUAAAGAAACGUUUGACGAGUAACCUUGCAUCGUUGAUGUGCAUACAUCAAGAAAGUACAACUAAGUAGUGCAUUAAAUUUUCUAUACUCUUCACUUCCAGGUUUGCCUUCGGCUACGUGGUCCACGUGUGCUUGGGGCUGUUCUGCGCCAGUUCGUUGAAUUUAUACGUGGAGAAGUACCCGGGACACCAGGCCAAGUUGCUGGCGCUGAUCACCCCGAAGGGAGCGGUAGUAGCGGCACCACCGAAGAAGUCGGCCCGUGGCCGCAGCAAAACCCCGGCAAGGAAAAAGUAAGGUGCGACGUCGGGUGGCUCGUGACUACGUUCUUCUUUUAUUGCCGUGUGUAGUAGAAGUGGGUGAUGUAUUUCAUAGUUUAUUUUCAUCGUCUCCGGGGUGAUAAUAAUUCUGAGGGAUAGAAAAGCCUCGGGUCUGAUGUGUAUCCGCAGGAAGGAAGGGGGCAAGAAUAGAAAGCAUUUUUUUCAUUCGUAAUUUGUACCUUCAAAGAGGAAAGCAGCAAACAACAACCGCAUCUUUUACAGUAGAAAUCCAAACAGAUAAAUUGGUGAGUGAUUGAUUGUAAACAAGGAAGGAGCCAAAGUGCUUUAAACAAUAACCAGUGUCGUAAACCUCCCAUAGAGCUGAACAGAUUAUCGAGAACGACGAGGCGAGCUUUACAUUAUGGAUGUGGCCCGCCACUGGAGGGGCGGAGGUGGACAAACUUUUUUUACAAAGUCAUCCGUGACAAGAAGUGGUGGCGAGGAACCCCGAAGGAGUCAUCGGGCAUUCACACUAU